GAACCCGUCAUUUCGAAAAGGGCACAAGUCACACUUUUUUCGAAUUUCACUUUUGAAUGCAGUUUUUUUAAUUUAGUUGUGUUACAUAUUCCCUUUAAAGGAGACACAUUUUCAUAAACCACAAGUCAACUUUAAAUGCAAAUGAAAAUUCAAGUCUAUUUGAAAAUGGCACAAGUCCCGGACUUAUGCCUUUUUCAAGUGAAACGAAGCGCAACUGAAGUGACGUAAUCUAACUUUAUUUGUUACAAAAAUGGAAAAUCGCGAGCUUGCUGAAAAUGCAUAUACCUCUAGAAAAAGAGUAUCUGGUAUAAGGAACAGUGAAAAUUAUAAACACUCAAAAAUAAAAAAAGCCAAAGUGUCUGGAGAAGCUUAUAAAAACCACAAAGGAAAUGAUGUGGCACCAAGGCAGACGGGUGCUUCAUGCAAAUGUAAUUCAAAAUGUAUGGAGCUUGUAUCUGAAGAUGUUAUGAAAAGUACAGUUCAGUUUGUUAACAAAUUCGAUAGUAAAAAUGCCCAAGACACAUACUUGCAGUCAUUGAUUGAAAAAAAGGAAAUAGAGAGAAGACGGUUUAGAUCUGAAGAACCUAAGAAAAAAGAAUUUUCCUUUAUUUAUCACAUUAUGAUUGAAGGUGUGAGAAAAAAAGUAUGCAAGAAAGCUUUUUGCAGUAUGCUUGGAAUUUCUAUGAAACAAGUUAGACGUUUAUGCAUUUUCUUAAAAAAAAAUGAGCAGCCUAUAGAUCACAGAGGGAAAUCCCAGGGAUCACGAUGCAACUCAUUACCUGGUGGUACAUUAACAAAAGUACGUGAGCAUAUUGAAUCAUUUCCUGUUAAAUAUGUGCACUACUAUAACAAAGAUGCAUCAUCUUAUUAUUUGGAUGAAAAACUCAAUGUGAAAAUUAUGCACACAUUAUACAAACAAAAAUAUCCAGGUCAUCCUGUUAAAUAUAAAUUUUACCUUAAAUAUUUCCAAGAAAAUUUUAGUUUAUCGUUUGGUAGAAAGCAAAUUGAUGUCUGUGGACUGUGCGAAGAGUUACAAAUUAAGCUUAAAAACCCACACUUUAAUGACAAUGCGAAAACAAUUUAUCAAGCAGAUAUUGAGAUACACAAAACACAGGCAAACAAAUUUUACAAAAAAAUUCAGGAAGUUGAAACUAAGUGCAAAAAUGAUCCAAAUGUGUAUGGGAUAGCAUUUGAUUUUAUGCAAAAUUUGCCACUUCCACAUAUCCCUGUCCAGGAAAUAUUUUACCUACGUCAACUAUGGUUGUAUGAGUUUUGCAUAUACGAUUUAAAAACUGGUAAAUCAGUAUUUUAUUCAUAUUGUGAAGGAGUUGCUAACAAAGGUCCCAACGAAGUAUGUACCUUUGUGCUGGAUUAUAUUAAAAAUAAUAUUGGCAACGAAGCCAAAGAACUGCACCUAUUUUCUGAUGGUUGUGCAGGCCAAAAUAGAAAUCAUGCCAUGAUCCGAUUACUUUUAUCCCUGGUAGCUGAACUAGGUAGCAAUAUAAAUGCAAUACAAAUAUUACCUACCAAAAAGAGGUCACUCAUUCUUGCCAAACGAUAG
Molecule: messenger RNA, 1561 nt
Organism: Hydra vulgaris (swiftwater hydra)
Lineage: Eukaryota; Metazoa; Cnidaria; Hydrozoa; Anthoathecata; Hydridae
Source: RefSeq, a predicted model, not a curated record